AUGGCUUGCUCUCACGACAAGGGCCGGUGGCCGCUGGUUCGACGACUUCGAUGGCUUAGAGUGCUUCAAUAUGUGCUGAAUGCGGUGAUAAUUGCCAUCAGUGCAUAUCUCAUCUCAUUCUUGAACGCCAACGGUGGUAAUCUAGGUGGUGCUGCGACAGUACCCGUGAUUGUUGCACCAUUGACAUUCAUUCUCACCGUUCUCCAGCAGUGGUUCGGCACGCAUCUAUCCGGUUACCGUAAAAGAUGGUGUCUAAUCUUCUUCAUCUUCUUCGAUCUUACUUGCAUCGGCUUGCAAGUCCCCCUGAUUGCUGUCCUGGCCGUAGCUGGUUUACCAGCAAAUUGCGACGGUGUAGCAAAUGGCUUGGAUAGUUCAAUCUUUGGCAAUUCUGGCCAUGGUCUAUCCAAGAGAUAUUGUGCUGUGCCAAACACUUCGUUUUGGCUGUCCAUCAUUCUGAUGCUGCUCUAUGUCUACAGCAUGAGCCUUAUAAUCCGUCAAAUCGUCGCAGUCAGCAGAGAAGCGAAGCUGCUCAAAGAGGAGCAAAGGGUCAGCGACAGCAACGAGAGAGUCACGGCCAUCAUGGCCGCUCAUCAGGCUCCGCCACGAAAUGCCCACAGAUCGCGACACCACCAAACCGAAACUGUUGACUUGCGAGAUGAGUCGGUUCGAAACAUCGAGAGCCGUGAGGGAAGUUCAGUGGCCGGCGAGGAACCUCCUCCAUAUAUCCACGACGAGGAACACGGCAUGGCUAAGAAUUUGAAGAAGAACUAG
This is a messenger RNA of Pochonia chlamydosporia 170, 771 nucleotides long. RefSeq names its product membrane-associating domain-containing protein. The coding region runs from base 1 to 771 and encodes 256 amino acids. NCBI's taxonomy places the organism in Eukaryota, Fungi, Ascomycota, Sordariomycetes, Hypocreales, Clavicipitaceae. The record is from RefSeq and is a predicted model, not a curated record. The transcript has 4 exons.